Messenger RNA from Triticum turgidum subsp. durum (durum wheat), 786 nucleotides. The record is from the annotation of a GenBank genome assembly. NCBI's taxonomy places the organism in Eukaryota, Viridiplantae, Streptophyta, Magnoliopsida, Poales, Poaceae.
AUGGACGAUUUGCCGCACUGCACCUGCGAGAAGACCCAGUGCCUCCAGCGCUACUGCCAUUGCUUCGAGGCCUGGGUGUUCUGCGACGAGGGGUGCUCCUGCCAGGGCUGCCGCAACACAGAGGACAACUCCGACGAGGUGGAUGAGCGCGCAGAGUGCAUCAUGAAGAAGAAGCCCGACGCCUUCAAGCCCAAGAUCAUCGCCGGCGAUGGGCCUGGGCUGCAACAGCAGCAGCAAGCAGCAGGGGUGCACGUCAAGGGAUGCAACUGCCGCAAUUCUGAAUGCAAGAAGCUCUACUGCGAGUGCUUCAAGCACAGCGUCGGGUGCAGCGACAAGUGCCAGUGCACAGGGUGCGCCAACACCUUCGGAGUGAAAGGCGCGGCUCAACAAGCACAUAGUGACGGUCCUCAAGGAACAUCUGGCGGCUCCGGUGAAACACUUGCCCGUUCGAAUGGAUCGUCCGCAAUCAUCAACCACGACAUGGCUUCUCAGUCGACAGAAACAAGCAUCAUGGACGAUAUCCACAUCCCCAGCGAAUUGAGUCACAUGGAUGCUGAUCUUGGUCCACCAACUCAAGCCCUAGGUGACGGCGGCCUCGAGGACAUCAUCUUCCAUACAGACUUUGAGCACAAUAUUGAUCCCCAAGCACAUCAGGGGUUGGCGCAGCAGGCCGAUGCAUCGCUGAGCAAUGACGCAAACUCCCUACUAGAGCAGGGCCCUUCAAAAACUGACACUUGUGAUCUUCUCCACCAUGGUAGCCAGAUCAACAAACUCGGUGGAAUUUGA